Messenger RNA from Opisthocomus hoazin, 771 nucleotides. NCBI's taxonomy places the organism in Eukaryota, Metazoa, Chordata, Aves, Opisthocomiformes, Opisthocomidae. The record is from RefSeq and is a predicted model, not a curated record.
GUUAUUUUCAGUUUUACAGAAUUUUUGGAUCCAUUCCAGCGGGUUAUCCAGCCAGAAGAGAUCUGGCUGUAUAAAAAUCCUUUGGUGCAAUCAGACAACAUACCUACACGUCUUAUGUUUGCAAUUUCGUUCCUUACGCCACUAGCGGUCAUUUUUGUGGUGAAAAUAAUCCGUCGAACAGACAAGACUGAAAUUAAAGAGGCUUUCUUAGCUGUUUCCUUGGCUCUAGCACUGAACGGCGUCUGCACAAAUACUAUCAAAUUAAUAGUGGGAAGACCGCGUCCCGAUUUCUUUUACCGCUGCUUUCCAGAUGGAGUAAUGAACUCUGAAAUGCACUGCACAGGUGAUCCAGAUCUGGUGUCUGAAGGCAGAAAAAGCUUUCCGAGUAUCCACUCUUCCUUUGCGUUUUCAGGCCUUGGAUUUACCACCUUCUACUUAGCUGGGAAGUUACACUGCUUCACGGAAAAUGGCCGGGGGAAGAGCUGGCGGCUUUGUGCAGCAAUUCUCCCACUCUACUGUGCCAUGAUGAUUGCCCUGUCACGUAUGUGUGAUUACAAACAUCACUGGCAAGAUGCUUUUGUCGGAGGGAUCAUUGGCCUCAUUUUUGCUUAUAUUUGCUACAGACAACACUACCCUCCUUUGGGUAAUACAGCUUGUCACAAAUCUUACGUCAGCCUGCUAGAUCAGAACUCUGUGAAGAAAGAAGAGAGACCCACAGCAGAUAAUGCUACUGGCCUGCCUCUGGAGGGAAUAACUGAAGGUCCUGUAUGA